Messenger RNA from Sclerotinia borealis F-4128, 2151 nucleotides. Lineage: Eukaryota; Fungi; Ascomycota; Leotiomycetes; Helotiales; Sclerotiniaceae. The record is from the annotation of a GenBank genome assembly.
AUGGGGAAAAUAGCCAAAAGAAUUCGAGAAAUUAAAGAGGGAAUUAGGAAUGAUGAAAACUUAACUCGAGGGAGAAGGGGGUUUGUUCGUGGAAUAAAAGCAUUACCUUCAUCGACAGCGAGAUAUUUGGUUCAGAAGAUUCCUUUUGUACGUUGGCUCCCGAAUUACGACCCGAGGUGGUUGAUGGACGAUAUAAUCGCUGGAGUUACGGUCGCGUUAGUUUUGGUCCCACAAGCCCUAGCCUCUGCAGCCAUUGCUGGCGUACCAUUACAACAAGGCCUAUUAGCUAGCUGGCUGCCAUCAGCUAUAUACUUCUUCAUGGGCACUUCGAAAGAUAUUGCCACGGGGCCUACGACAUCUAUAAGUUUACUUACUAACGCGGCUGUGUUAUCUAUUACUGCUCAAGAUCUUCCGAUACCACCAGCUCUCAUCGCGUCCUCUCUCUCGUUCUCGAUAGGAGCUUUGUCUCUACUCUUUGGACUUCUGAACCUCGGAUGGGUCUUAAAUUUUGUAACGGUCCCUAUGCUAGUUGGAUUUCAAAUGUCAGCGGCGUUAAUCAUCGUUCAAGGCCAGAUUCCCCUGAUACUUGGAGAAUCAGGCGUGGGUCAGAUCUUCUCACGACAAGUGAUGGAAAUUCUCAGGAACAUUGGGACUACUCAACCACUAUCUCUAGCUGUGGGUGUGACCUCAAUGGUAAUUAUCGUUUCGUUAAAGCUUAUGGGUAAGAAGUGGGGUCACAAGAGUAACAUUAUCAAAGUCCUAUCGAAUCUUCGGAACGCUUUUGUGAUUGCUGUUUUUACCGGGGUGUCCUUUGUUAUCAAUAGAGAGCUCAUUAUUCCACAAUUUCCAAUCGCUGGAACGGUUCCUCGAGGGAUCCAAUCUCCCCAAUCUCCCACCAAGAUUGUUCUGCUCGUUGCUACGAAGGCAUUUCCCGUGUUCAUAGCCGCCGCAGCCGAGCACUUGAUCUUCGCGAAAUCUUUCGCUCGUCAACACAACUAUGAAAUUGAUGAAUCUCAAGAGCUUGCAUUCCUUGGCACCGCAAACAUUGUGAAUGGCGUUUUUGGUGGAAUGCCAGUAUCGGGGUCGCUUUCUCUUUCAGCAUUAAAUUCCGCGACUGGUGUAAGAUCGCCCCUGAGUGGGCUAUUCUCAGCCGGAAUUGUUUUUCUUGCCAUCAACGAAUUAACUGAAACCUUCAAAUGGAUACCGACUGCCGUAACCAGUGCCGUUAUCCUAGUCUCUGUAGGGGAGAUUUUACCUCCGAACAGUAUUGUUCUCACAUACUGGAAAGGAUCAUUCGCCGACUUUAUCGGUUUUUUUAUCGUGAUGAAUAUUGCACUGGUUACAAGCUUGGAGAUUGCUCUUGGGCUUGGCGUGGUUUAUAUGAUCUUCUAUACUCUCUUACGGACGUUAUUUUCCUCCGUUACUGCAUCAAACCCCCUUGAUAUUGAGAAUAGAUACAGCUUCACCGAUGUGGAUAAAAUGAGGAUACCACUCCCUAGCGGCCUGGUACCUCAAGGAACUCAAGUUAUCACAAUAGAAACGUCUCUCAUUUACCUAAAUGCCGAGCGAAUAAAAAAAGAUAUCUUAGAAGUUGUCUGGACGACCCAUGAGCCGACCCAGUACGGACCAACAGACCGCAAAGGAUGGAGCGACUAUCGCCUUCGACGAACCGCCGCACUCCGUCGCAGGAGCAACAUCAAUACACCAACUAGAUUUCUUCCAAAGCUUGAAGUCCUCGUAUUCAACUUCACACGAGUCUCAUUUAUUGACACCACCGGUCUCACCUACCUCCAAGAGCUGAAAGAUGAAAUUGUGGCCUACAGUGGUGAUGCCGUAGAAUUGCGCUUCGUAGGCAUGAGUGCCGCUGUGCAGAAAAAAUUCACAAGAGUCGGCUGGUCGUUGGGAACUUAUGAAGAAUCACAAAUUGGACUAGUGUCGGGAAUUGAUAUUAUAUUUGAGGACAUACAUGAUGCGGUCGCUGUACCGAGGUCAGUAAGAGCGUCGAUGAAUGGAUUAGAUUUUGGGUUCAUGAAUACGAGAAAUGAUAUGGAGCAAGAUACAGAUGAGGAGGCUUCUCAAAAGGGGAUGAUGAAUGUUAUUAUUACGAAUGUUAUGACGAAAGAUGGGAGGGCUUUUAAAGAGAAGUUCUGA